Messenger RNA from Aspergillus nidulans FGSC A4, 570 nucleotides. RefSeq lists its product as uncharacterized. The transcript has 2 exons. The record is from RefSeq and is a predicted model, not a curated record. Bases 1 to 570 code for a protein of 189 amino acids. Lineage: Eukaryota; Fungi; Ascomycota; Eurotiomycetes; Eurotiales; Aspergillaceae.
AUGAUAAUACCGCUAUGCAUCGUCAACCUGGGUGGCUACACGUGGUCCGCCACGUUGGAGCCUGGCGUUACCCUCCUGGAUCUCACUAGUCUGUCUGGCUGUUCUUUGGCGGCAUCAGCAUUAUUUGACCUCGUCUUCGACGAUGGGAUAAGGCCGCUAUAUAUCGGCCAUCAUUUGGCAAUGCUCCUGGCCACACAUGGCACAACUGCCCUCAUCAUGACCCUCCCCAUCAACAAUAAGAUGCGGAUGCUGGGGCUCUUUCAGGCCUACAAGGUCGGACUGACAUGGGCUCUUUACAUGCGAGCCCAAUACUCUGCGCCGACUCUUCCUGAUCAACUUUGUGACUUUCUCCUCCGCCACGAUCCUGGAGGCGAUUACAAUGGCCUAUCUCCUGCUCACAAGAUGGGACCGGCUCCCGACGGACGUGGCUGUUAUCAUGUCUUUGUUCCAGAUACUGUUCACGACAACAAAGUGGAAGACUGUGGGCAGGCUGUUCGGGGUGUACAACAGCCACAAGACAGAAAUGAAGAGGCUCCGCCGCGUAAGGAAAUGGGAGGAGGAAAAACUUAG